AUGGAGCGAUGGAUCAUCAUCAUAUCGUUGAUUUUUGCACUGAUUACCAUGUGUGAAGGUACUCUUUGUGGAAUUAUCAAUGGUUUGGUUCCAAAGUCGGAUGUUCUCGUUCAUUGUAAAUCCAAACAAGACGAUCUUGGCGUUCACCUAAUUCACUACAAUGAUACCUAUGAGUUUGAAUUCAAGCCCAACAUUUGGGGAACUACACAAUUCUACUGCAGCUUCACGUGGCCAUCCCGAAUUGAAUGGUUCGACAUUUACAAACACCAGAGGGAUGAACUGUUGUAUUGUUUGUGGAUGGUCAAGCCUGGUGGUCCGUGUAGGUACAAUCGUUAUAGCAAGAGCUUUGCUGAUUGCUAUAAAUGGAACAACAAAAUUUGA
Messenger RNA from Prunus armeniaca (apricot), 381 nucleotides. The record is from the annotation of a GenBank genome assembly. NCBI's taxonomy places the organism in Eukaryota, Viridiplantae, Streptophyta, Magnoliopsida, Rosales, Rosaceae.